Molecule: messenger RNA, 1058 nt
Organism: Diorhabda sublineata
Lineage: Eukaryota; Metazoa; Arthropoda; Insecta; Coleoptera; Chrysomelidae
Product: glyoxal reductase-like
Exons: 6
Coding region: 64-1008 (314 amino acids)
Molecular function (GO): oxidoreductase activity
Source: RefSeq, a predicted model, not a curated record
AUAAAUAUAAAUAAGCUUUGCAUUUAAGUUUUAUCAUUCAACGAGUCUAAUAUCGUUUCAAAAAUGAUUGAAAAAUUUGUGGGGUUGUUAUCGUUUAUUUUAUUAAUUUAUCCAAGUAAUGGGUUAUUGACUAAAGAUCUUAAAGCUACGUUACCUAAUGGUGAUCAGAUGCCGAUGAUUGGUUUAGGAACCAGCAGAAUUAGAGGAACAGAUAAUGUUAGAAAUGCAAUAGAUGACGCUUUAGCAGUUGGAUACAGACUUUUUGAUACCGCAGCGUUUUACAAAAAUGAAGAAGAUCUCGGAAAGGCUUUUAAAGAACUUUUGCCUAAAUAUAAUUUAACACGUAAAGAUAUUUUUAUAACAUCGAAAUUAGCGCCGACUGAGGAAGAUUUUGGGAAACACGCUUAUAGCGCGUUGGAAAAAUCGGUAAAAACAAUCGCCUGCGAUUAUUUGGAUCUUUAUUUGAUUCAUUUUCCUGGAAUACCUAGUGAUAGUGGAAACAACUCGAGAAAUUUCUCCCAAUCACGAGACGAAAUCUGGCAACAAUUAGUUAAGGGUGUUAAAAAUGGUUUGACAAGAAAUAUUGGCGUAUCUAAUUACAACGUCAGACACUUGACAGAAUUGGUAAAUAACGAUCAUGGAGUUAAAGUAGCUGUAAAUCAGGUGGAAUGGCAUCCAUAUUAUCAUCAGGACGAUGUUUUACAAUUUUGUAAAAAUCAUGGAAUAUUACUCCAAGCAUAUUCGUCGUUAGGAGGAAGUGGAAAUGCAGAUUUGUUUAACGAUACCACAGUAAAGGCAGUAGCUGAAAAGUUGAAUAAACCUCCAGCCAAGAUACUUCUACGAUGGGCAUUACAACAAAAUUUAGCGAUCAUUCCAAAAUCAGUCAAAAAACAAAAUAUGGAGGCUAAUCUAGACUUAAAUUUCGAAAUCCCCGAUGAAGAUAUGAAGCUUUUGAGUAAUAUACCUCAAACGAAAAAAUAUAGAUGGGAUCCAGACACUAUUAUAUAAAAAAUCAAAUACUGAAGUGUAAUUAUCGUAAUAAAAUGUUUACUUUGAAA